Messenger RNA from Silurus meridionalis, 4022 nucleotides. RefSeq names its product protein FAM171B (gene fam171b). The transcript has 8 exons. The coding region runs from base 566 to 2875 and encodes 769 amino acids. Lineage: Eukaryota; Metazoa; Chordata; Actinopteri; Siluriformes; Siluridae. The record is from RefSeq and is a predicted model, not a curated record.
UGCACCUUCAUUCUUCAUUUUUUCUUCGCUCAUCAUUCCUUCCUUCCUUUUCGUUUUUUCUUAUAAAAUUGUGUGUAGAUCUUAGACCAGAGGUUGAGGGAAAUUUUAGGAAGGAGCAAACGUUGCAAAUUUGUGGUAACUUUGGGGUAGUUGUCUGAAGUGGGACUACAGCCUGGGUUGAAGGCAUCAUGUCCACCUUGGAGAGAUUUGAUCUGGUUUUUAGGAGAGUAGCGGGAAACAUACUGCACUAAAACCAAGUUAAUAAUUUAUGAUAGGUUCAUGAUGAUGAUCAUGUGAUGUUUAAACCCUUAUAUCCGGCAACCCCACCCCUUCUCUCCUCGUGAUUGGCCAGCAGAUGGCGCGAUGACGUAACGCUGGUGGAGCACCGUGACGCGCCGCAUCUUUGCAUCCUCAACGCUCCGUGGACGUGACCGCGGGGAGGGAGGAGAGAGAGAGAGAGACAAAAUCCCCACAACAACAACAUCAUCACCAUCAUCAUCAUCAGGAGCACCAAACAAGAGAAAGGAAAAGUGGCGCUGGAGGAAUCAGUGAUGUCUCUCUCGCCAUGCCGCAUCCCGCCGCCUUCCUGCUGCUGCUGCUGCUGCUGUCGCUGUCCGUCGUGCUGACCGAGGCCGCGGAGCUGAAGGGUCUCGAACACAAUGCGGAGACGCCUUCACGCAAAGGACGUCGGGAGGAGACUGCGACCGCACCUGCGGAGCUGUUUUCGUCUCUGACGCUAAAGGUGUGGGUGAAGGACGCGUCCAGUCAACGGUACCUGAGCGGAGCCGAGGUCCGGGUGUUUGUUAACGGAUCCAUGCUACAGUCUAGCCACACUGAGGAGAAUGGAGAAGUGCUGCUCACCGUACCCUACCAGCUGGGGGUCACCCUCUCUUUGGUGGCUAGUAUGGAGGCCUACGUGCCCAAACAGCUGCCCUGGAAGACCACCAAAAUGCCCAUAUUUUCGGCCGUCACCAUGUCCUUGGUCCCACAAACCCAAGGCAACAUCUGGCUCUUUGAAGACACCGUGCUGAUAACUCGAAAAACAUCUGAUGUGUCAUCACAACCUAUCAUCCAGUUUCCCAAAAGCCUCCUGUUGCUCCCGGAGAACGCCACCACCUCCAGUAUGAUGGCUUAUCUGACAGUUACGGCUCCUCCUCCAGAGAAGGACAGUCAUUUCUCUACCAUGGGGACCUUUAACAGCAAAGAAGUUUCAGGAUACAGGGGCUUGAAACUGAGCCCUGUGGCAGUGCUGAGUGCUCAACUGCUGUCCGAAGGGAAAGAGAUUGGCAUCAAAGGGCCAGUUCAGCUCACCGUACCUUUACCAUACCACUCCCAUCUCCGAGCCUCCGACCCCCUGCCUGCCUGGACCUUUGACUUGACCACAGGUAUGUGGGUGAACAAGGGUAUCGGCUCGGUCAGGACAGAAAGAAAUGGUCUUGUUUGGACAUAUGUGGCGCCUCACCUUGGCAACUGGAUCGCAGCACCAUCUCCAACAUCAAAUGGUUACACGAGACAUACGACUAUGAUGGAUUUCAUCUCAUACCACACAUACCUUCUUGUGGGCAUCUUGGGCGGCACUCUCGUGAUCAUUAUUGGAUUGUUAUCUGUGAUUUUAUGUCACUGCAGAGAAUUGAGCCAUGAAACUGAAAGAAAAAGAUGGAAUGCCACCAGACUGUCAAUCAUCAAGAAAGACCAGACCACAUCUACCAGCUCAGAAGUCCAUGAGCCCUUGUACAACAAUGGGGACCAUAAUGAAAACAGGUCUUACUCAUUGGUUGCGAGAGGUGGGGGUGCAUCUGCAUCCCCUCGACAUCAAGCCAACUAUAAUAUCUAUGUCGACAAUGUCUGCCGAACUGCAGGGAACUUGUACGAUAACAUUGGAACUGCAGGCCUGGAGAACCUCCGAGUUACAGUGCCAAAUAUGUAUGUAAACAGCGAUGAAGUAGCAAAGCUUAGAGAGAUGACUGAAAAGAGCGCUUUGCGGCAAGGCCCUGGAGACAAUUCGGCAUAUCGAGACAAGCUGUUCCACAUUUACAACCAGCCUGUGGCCAUUGUCCAAGCACCAGAGAAUUUUUCUGCCCAGGGACAGGCUGAUUCCACUGCAAGCCGAUGCGCCACCUUUCCCCGAAAUGGCAUGGAGCACGGAGGACAGACUGAGCGAAACCUGAAGGACAGUUUCACUCAGACACUGCCAAAAGUCCCACAACAAGACAACAAUCUACAACCAGCUCUGGAAGGUCCACAGAGCUCCACUGCCAACCCAGGAAUCUGGGGCCGCUAUAGCCACUUGCUCGAGUCUGUCUCUGUCCCGGGGACUUUGAACGAAGCAGCUGGAAUGGGUCCUUUCCAUGGUGAGCUACAGGGAAUCUCUGAGCAGACCCUGCUGGAGCUUUCCAAGGUCAAGCCUUCUCCCCUGCCUCCUCGGGCAUGGUUUGUGUCUUUGGAUGGUAAACCAGCAGCUCAAGUACGCCACUCUGUAAUCGAACUCCAAGGAAGGCACCGACCAGGAAGCAGCAAUGACACCAGCUUGGACUCUGGGGUGGACAUGAAUGAGCUCCAGCAGUUAGUACGAAAGAGCGAUCAGGAAGGCCCAUCGAUCACCAACAUGCCCAAAGUAGCAAGGGCUCAUGGAAACGAGGAACAGGACUUGAGCAGUAGUGAAAUCGGGAGUCCUGAAGAUACAUCCCUGGGGAACAUGCUGCAGGGCAGCAGUGCAGCCAUUCCUAACAUCCCAGAGGAUCAAGACGCCGGUGACACCUCCAGUGAGUCCAGAUCCACCCCACCGCCCAGGAGACUGCGCAAGAUGCGGGACAAAAGGCCUGAUAAGAAAACGACUCGGCAUGUCAGGGAAGAACGGGCCCAAACAAAACGUUAGAUUAUUCUCCUCCGUGUGUUGAGCUUUGGUGUCUACCAAAAAUUUCUGGGUUUCAUUGACCUGCCUUAUUGUACUGUUAUGGGAAGGGAUGCCACACAAAGAUGACCUGUCUUUACCUGUAGCUUUCUGAAAGUAAAUAUCUGCAGUGUUUGCCAGUUUUCUGCAUCCAGCUAUUGCCCAUCCAUAACAACGGUCUGUUGCUCCUACACAACAGCUUCAUGUUUCAUGGUUUGUACAGAGACUUUGGUUUACUGAAGUGCAUUGCAAUACCAUGUAUUCGUUUCCAUUUUUUUCACUGUGAGCACAAUUCCUGUACCAACAAAACUAUUUUUAAACCGAUAACAAGUUUGAAUACUCAAGAGGGGAUGUUUGGAACAGGAGGACGGUUACUAGAUGAUGGUUUGUUUGGGGUCAGAUUCCUUUUUAUUGUAAAUUCAGGUGUAGAUAUAUGAAGUAAGCGAGAACUGCCACCAGAGUGCCAAUAGUAGUGACAAAAAUUCCUGUAAUCUGAAAAGCCAAUGAAUGAAAAAAAAGGAGAAAUGUCGCAAAACAAAUAGGAAUGCCUAUAAGUAUAUAACCUGUACAUGAACUUUUUUCUGGCAUUCAGGAAAAAAGAUAUUCAGAUUUUUUAAAAGAAGGCCUUUAAGGACAUUUAUUUGUCUUGCACUUAAACGUUUUUGCAUGCUGUUUUUUUUCCUCCUACUUUUCUUUACCUUUAGUAAGAGAAUGUAGCAAAAAGCCACCAGGAUUUCAGGUGAAUAUUUUCAACCAACUCUGCAUUAUUUAACAGCCAUAUUGUAAAUCCAGAAAACCAUGAUGAGUUGCAAACCAGAAUGAAUAAAGUGUUUUUUUUUAAAAACCAUAGGUUCUUAACAAGUAGCAAAGGGUUUGGUGGGCAAAUGAAAUUUGACAUUAUACUGAUAAAAAUAGUGCUGCAUGACAAAAAAGUACAAUUUCUUUUUUCCUUUGUAAAUAGCGUCACAUCCACUUUCAUUGUGAUGUGUAUCAUUUCUGUAAAUUAUCACUCACCACUUUCAAUGGCUAAUUUCUCUUGUUUCUCGAAUGCUUUGAAGACCAGUUUGUGAUUUGCAAUUUUUGUGCACAUCAAUAAAAAUAACUAGCCAGUGUUCGAUGUAACGACUCUUGU